GGAGACAAUAGAGCGGACGGUUCGGAGGAGCUGCAGACCCGGACCAGCCCGGACCCGAACCGAACCUGCAGCGCGGACUUCGCAUGCGGCGGCUCUCGAAGGGUUCGAACCUGUCCAGGAACCCUCCGUCUCCAGACCCUCCCUUGGCCUCCGGCCCGCCCGGCUGCAACAAUGACCUCGGCACCUCACGGCUCUCGGGCUCCCGUCGACAUCUUGGAGGAGCUCCAGUUGAUCGCGGCACAAAACCUGGAAAGGCUGGACGUCAACAAGUACUACGAGGUCGUCCGUGAGCUGGGCAAAGGGACGUACGGCAAGGUUGACCUGGUGGUCCACAAGAUCAGAGGCACACAGAUGGCGCUGAAGUUCCUGAGGAAGAAGACCACCAAACUCAAGAGCUUCCUGCGAGAGUACAGCAUUUCCCUCUUCCUGUCGCCGUGUCCCUUCAUCAUCAACAUGUUCGGAAUCGCCUUCGAGACCGACGACUUCUACAUCUUCGCUCAGGAGUUUGCGCCGGCGGGCGACCUGUUCGACAUCAUCCCUCCUCAGAUCGGUCUCCAGGAAGCUGUGGCGAAGCGCUGCGUCCACCAGGUGGCGAUCGCUCUGGACUACCUGCACUGCAAGAAGCUGGUCCACCGGGACAUUAAACCGGAGAACAUCCUCAUCUUCGACAAGGAGUGUCGAAAGGUCAAGCUGUCGGACUUUGGCAUGACGCGGCGCGCUGGUUCGCCGGUGAAGCGCGUGAGCGGGACCAUCCCGUACACGGCGCCGGAGCUGUGCGACACGUCGGGGCAGGAGGGCUUCUGCGUGGACUACAGCACCGACGUGUGGGCCUUCGGCGUGCUGCUCUUCUGCAUGCUCACCGGGAACUUCCCCUGGGAGAAGGCCUUGCCCAACGACACCUUCUACGACGAGUUUAUUCGCUGGCAGCGUCGGAGGACGAGCACCGUGCCAUCGCAGUGGCGGCGCUUCAGCGACGACGCCCUGCGCAUGUUCCGCCGGCUGCUGUCCAUUGAGCAGGAACGCCGGUGCUCCGUCAAAGAGGUCUUCAGCUACUUCAGCCACGGUUGGAUGCUGGACGGCGACAGCAGGAGCGGGGGGAGGGCGAGCGCAGCUCUGGACAUCACCUCCUCCUCGGAGGAGGAGAACGUGCUGGCAGACCGGCUGAAGCAGCAGACCCUGUCACCCCCAGGUGGCGGGGUGAAAGGGACCAUCAUGAUGAACUCGCACUUCUCCUCCAUGUCCAGCAACAGCUCUCCGUCGUCCACCGGCAGCUACGAGCGCGUGAACAGAGAGAACAGCGAGAGGGGGCGACUGCUGGUGACCACGCCCAUCGAAAUCUGCGUGUGACAUCGCGGUCAGGCGCCACAGGUCACAUGAUCACCUUGUAGAGGCCGCCGUGCUGAGAAUCAAGAGCACUCUGGCGUUUGGAAGCCACUCGAGGAAAUGGCUUCUGGGGUGGAUGUUUCCGAUGACGAGUCUCUGAGGAAACGCUGAAAGUCCAGCUGCUCCACGUGAGCAGACAGGUGUAAACUCAGUUACCUCUCUGGUGUUUUCACUUGGGUAUUUAUUCCUGUCACAUCUGCUGAUGAUUGCAAACUGAAGUUGUCGACGUUGGUUUUGGAUUAUGAGGGACAAGUUUGAGCUGCGGUGAAUUUUUCCUACUUGAGCGUGCCUGUGUUUGUUUCAUGUUUGUAUGGACAUGUGUGUGUGUGUUUUUAUUGAUUUUGUGUGCAGCGGAUGUGGCGUGUCUGUCCAUAUGCUUCUUCGUAUGCAUGUGUGAGAGUGUGUGUUUGUGUAUGUGUGUGUGUCAGUCUGCGUCUUCUACAUAACGUAAACUUUCAAAAUGUAAAUGAAUGUGACUCUUUUGUUUGAACGAACUUUUGUGAUCAACUCUGUUGUGUUUGCAUGAAUAAUUCUGACGUGAUUGUGAAAUAAACUACU
Synchiropus splendidus (mandarinfish) is the source of this 1941-nucleotide messenger RNA. RefSeq names its product serine/threonine-protein kinase SBK1-like. Lineage: Eukaryota; Metazoa; Chordata; Actinopteri; Syngnathiformes; Callionymidae. The record is from RefSeq and is a predicted model, not a curated record. Gene Ontology annotation, biological process: peptidyl-threonine phosphorylation; peptidyl-serine phosphorylation. Gene Ontology annotation, molecular function: protein serine/threonine kinase activity; ATP binding. The transcript has 4 exons. The coding region runs from base 172 to 1347 and encodes 391 amino acids.